Talaromyces rugulosus is the source of this 750-nucleotide messenger RNA. RefSeq lists its product as uncharacterized. The transcript has a single exon. NCBI's taxonomy places the organism in Eukaryota, Fungi, Ascomycota, Eurotiomycetes, Eurotiales, Trichocomaceae. Bases 1 to 750 code for a protein of 249 amino acids. The record is from RefSeq and is a predicted model, not a curated record.
AUGGAAUCAAACAGAUUCGAUCAAAAAUCUACAGCCACGGUAGAGAAAAUACAGAGAUUAUCUUACAUGUGUUUGGGCCACAACAGCAACGAUACCACUAUCGUUGCGAGCACUGAUACCGUUACGAACACCGCUCCUCCAGUUGAGUCCUCUGCGAAGAAGAGCAACCUUAACAUAGAUAAAGCACUCACCCCGCUACCAUUAAUUAGAGACAUUCCCCAGCUACCCUCCCACCCAAGGUGGUAUUGGAAAUGUCACAAGUGUCAGCGUAGAUGGAAAAUGGGUGUCACCCAGCGAUGCUUGUCCUGUAACCACCGCAUGUGCAGUGGUGAUCCAACAGAAGUAAAAGUCUGCAAGACAGUAUUUGACUACGAAGGGUGGCGGAGAUGGGGAGAAUGGAGAAAAGAUUUGAAGCGACGUCACGAUGAGCAGCCCGAUCAGGAGGGUGAUGACAAAAUAGUAGAAUGUAUGCGUCCAGCAAAACGUCGCCUAUUCUCAGUGGGACUUCAGUAUAAGAAGCACAGUUGUUGGGAUGACUGUGUAUACCCAAGCCAGUGCUAUCAUGAAGAGGGGGGACUUACCGGUACUCUUAGUCCGAUUGGGGAAGAGGAAGAAGAAGAGUACGGCGGAGAGGAAUUAGAAGAAGAAUAUUGGUACCUUUGCGAGAAAGAAGCUUUGUUCGAUGAAGAAUGGUACGUUGAGGAAGAAAAGGAAGAGGUAGAGGAAGAAGAAAAUGACCCAGGGGCCUAA